AUGUGUCAUGACAACCCCUUUCGACAGGUGCCUGAGGAGGAGGCAGGGCAGAACGGGCAGAGCCGCAGCAAAGGGCUGCCCAAGGCCGUGUGCAUGAACGGAACGGAGACGGGACAGCUGAGCACCAAAUCGAAGGCAGAGCGGCGAGCAAGCGCCUCUUCCAACCCCUCCCGCAAGGCCUGCUCUGCCAGCAGCAAGAUCCGCAAACUCUCCACCUGCAAGCAGCAGCUGGCGCUGGCCCUGCCUGCUGCCCCAGGCCCGGCCCGCCUGCUGCCCCGCCUGACCUCCAUCCCUUGCCUGCCGCCCUCGCCCAAGGCAGUGCUGCACUCUGCUGUGGCCCGCGUGGUGACGUUCUUGCUCUUCGAGCCCCGGCCCUUUUCUUGGAGCCGAUAUGGCUGUUCUGGCGCCGCUAUUGUUUCCAUCUGCUCUGCCCUCCCUGACCAGGUGUUUUACAAUGGAGCCAACGUGAAGCAGGUAGACGUGCCGACGCUGACUGGCUCCUUUGGUAUCCUGGCCUCUCACGUCCCCACCCUGCAGGUCCUCAAACCCGGAGUUGUGACAGUCUAUGCCGAGGAUGGCACGGCCACCAAGUACUUUGUGAGCAGUGGUUCUGUCACGGUCCACGCGGACUCCACCGUGCAGGUGCUGGCAGAGGAGGCAGUGACAAUGGACAUGCUGGAUCUGGCUACUGCAAAAUCAAAUCUGGAGAAGGCUAUUUCGGAGAUGGCUGCAGCAUCUGAUGAAGCAGCUAGAGCAGAAGCCCAGAUUAAAGUAGAAGCCAAUGAAGCUCUCGUAAAAGCCCUGGAGUAAUUAGGUUGGGAGACUUGCUCUGCGGCAGUCAGCGUGCGCUGUGCCUGACAGGAAUCCCACUGUCGAUGUAAAGAAACCCCAGACUGUCCUACUUGUCCUGGCUUCCCCCGUUUGUACAGAUGGUACAGGACAAAUGGAGGCGGAGAAAAUGCUCUGAUCAAUUAAAAGGAAAUGCAAUCCUG
Struthio camelus australis is the source of this 992-nucleotide messenger RNA. The record is from RefSeq and is a predicted model, not a curated record. Lineage: Eukaryota; Metazoa; Chordata; Aves; Struthioniformes; Struthionidae.